AUGUUUUCGAGAGUCACUCAUGUGACUGGUGUUGGAAGGUCUUUGAAGUCUAAAAAGCUUACUCCUCGUUUCAUUGAUCCCUAUCAGAUUUUCAAGCGGAUUGAAGUUGUUGCCUAUAGGGUGACCUUGCCACAAUCUCUUUCGAACAUGUAUAAUGUUUUUCAUGUAUCUCAACUUCAGAAGUACAUUCUCGAUUUGUCUCAUAUAAUCCAAAUGGACGAUGUUCAAGUGAUGUAUAAUCUGAUUGUUGAAGCAUUGCCUAUAAGAAUUGUGGAUCGUGAAGUGAAGCGACUCAGAGGGAAGGAGAUUGCUUUAGUGAAGGUGGUUUGGGGAGGACCUGUUGGAGUUUGA
Messenger RNA from Lathyrus oleraceus (garden pea), 351 nucleotides. RefSeq lists its product as uncharacterized. The record is from RefSeq and is a predicted model, not a curated record. Bases 1 to 351 code for a protein of 116 amino acids. NCBI's taxonomy places the organism in Eukaryota, Viridiplantae, Streptophyta, Magnoliopsida, Fabales, Fabaceae. The transcript has a single exon.